AUGGUCUUCGCAGCUAGAACCUCCGUCCUCCGCGCCGCCCGCGCUCAAUUCACACCGACCCGGGCUGCUUUCGCCUUCAAUCAGUCUGCCCUCGCCCGCCUUCUCUCCACCCUCGCAGUCCUCGAACAGCGCGAUGGCAAGCUCCAGGGAUCAUCUGUCUCAGCAAUCGCCGCAGCUCUGAAAUUGGGUGGCCCCGUUACGGCGUUCGUGGCUGGAGCUGGCGUGAAAGCGACAUCGGCGGCCGAGGCGGCCAAGUACAAGGGCGUGGAGAAGGUUGUUGCGGUUGAGAGCGAAGCCUACGAGAAGGGCCUCCCCGAGAACUACGCCCCCCUCCUCGUCGAGAACAUCAAGAAGGGCGAAUACACACACAUCAUUGCAGGCCACGGUGCCUUCGGGAAGAGUCUCCUUCCCCGCGUCGCUGCUCUGCUAGACGUCCAGCAAGUCUCCGAUAUAACCGCCAUUGAAAGCGAAGACACAUUCGUCCGCCCCAUCUACGCCGGAAACGCAAUCCUCACCGUUCAAUCCACUGACCCCAUCAAGGUCAUCACCGUCCGUGGCACAGCCUUCCAGGAUGCCGAACCUACUGGUGGCUCCGCCUCCGUCACCGAUGGGGCAGACCCCAACGCUCCCGCCCAAACCGAAUGGGUCUCCGAGGAGCUCUCCAAGUCCGAGCGUCCCGACCUCGCCACAGCCUCGCGUGUCGUCUCCGGUGGUCGUGGCCUUAAGUCGAAGGAGGAGUUCGACCGCAUCAUGGUUCCCCUUGCUGACUCGCUGGGUGCAGCUAUCGGUGCCUCCCGUGCGGCCGUUGACUCCGGAUUCGCCGAUAACAGUCUGCAGGUUGGACAGACCGGUAAGAACGUGGCGCCGCAGCUGUACCUGAGUGUUGGUAUCAGUGGUGCGAUUCAGCACCUUGCUGGUAUGAAGGACAGCAAGGUGAUCGCGGCGAUUAACAAGGAUGCCGAUGCACCGAUCUUCCAGGUUGCGGAUGUUGGCCUCGUUGGUGAUCUGUUUGAGAAGGUUCCUGAGUUGGCGGAGAAGGUAAAGUCUGCGUAG
This is a messenger RNA of Aspergillus puulaauensis, 1053 nucleotides long. RefSeq names its product electron transfer flavoprotein subunit alpha/FixB family protein (gene ETF1). The record is from RefSeq and is a predicted model, not a curated record. The coding region runs from base 1 to 1053 and encodes 350 amino acids. Gene Ontology annotation, molecular function: electron transfer activity; flavin adenine dinucleotide binding. Lineage: Eukaryota; Fungi; Ascomycota; Eurotiomycetes; Eurotiales; Aspergillaceae. The transcript has 3 exons. Gene Ontology annotation, cellular component: mitochondrion.